Molecule: messenger RNA, 1303 nt
Organism: Moneuplotes crassus
Lineage: Eukaryota; Ciliophora; Spirotrichea; Euplotida; Euplotidae
Source: the annotation of a GenBank genome assembly
GUUUAACACGAUAAAAUGAAGCUUGAUCAAGAUUUAAUUCAUUAUCUUACAAAAGAAGAUUUCAGAGUGCUAACAGCAAUUGAGAUGGGUAUGAAGAACCAUGAGCUUGUCCCUGCUCAAUUAAUUCAAUCCAUCGCAAAGCUUAAAAGAGCAAACACGUUCAAAAUUAUUCAGAAUUUACUGAAGCACAAGUUGAUUAUGCAUAAGAACACUAAAUGUGAUGGGUAUGCACUCAACUACCCUGGAUAUGAUUACCUUGCCUUAAGAGUUUUCAUGAAGAGGGGCCAUAUCACCAAAAUUGGAAGCAAAUUCGGUGUAGGGAAAGAAUCUGAUAUUUACCUUUGUGAGACUCCAGAAGGUGAGAAUAUCAUUGUUAAGCUUGAAAGGCUUGGAAGAACCUCUUUCAGAGCAGUUAAAGAUAAAAGAGAUUACUUAAAGCACAGAACUAGUUUUUCCUGGUUCUAUAUCUCAAGGUUAGCAGCUAAGAAGGAAUAUGCUUUUAUGAAAGCUUUAUACGAGAGAGGGUUUCCAACACCAAAACCUAUUGACUAUAACAGGCAUGCAAUCUUAAUGUCCAGAGUAGAUGCUUACCCAAUGACACAUAUUGCUGAGAUGAUCAACCCCAAGGAAGUUUAUAUCAAGUUGAUGAAUUUGUGCAUACAAUUAGCAGAGAAUGGGCUAAUCCAUGGAGAUUUUAAUGAGUUCAACCUUAUGAUUGAUGAUAAAGAGAAUGUCACCUUGAUUGAUUUCCCCCAGAUGAUAUCUAUAGACCACAAAGAUGCCAAAUUCUACUUCAACAGAGAUGUACAAUGUAUCCAGAAGUACUUCGACAGAAAAUACAACAUGAUUUUUGAAGAUAAGCCAACUCUGGAUAAUGACGUUCAGAGAAAGGAAGACAUCAUCGACAUUGAGAAAGAAGAAAAUGAGACUAUUGAGCUUAUUCAGAUCACCGACCAACAAAACCAGGAAGAGACUAAGAGUGAAAAUAGCCAUGAAGAGCCAGAAGCUGAAGGUGAAGGUGGUGACCAAGAAACUGAAGGAGAAAAAGAAGCUCAAGAAGAGAAAGAGCAGGAGAGUGAAGCUGAAGGAGAGGGAGAACAGCAUGAGACAGAUACCCAGGCUAGUAAAUUUAAGACAAGAAAAGUCAUUAAUAAAGAAUAUGUUAGAGAUAAAGUCAAGAUCGAGAAAAUGAGAAUGAAAGAGAAAGCCAAAUAUAAGCGGAAUGUGAACAAAGCCAAAAAUAAAGGAAAGAAAAAGCAAGCUAACUUUGAUGAUUACUUAUAAUUAUAUUUUCAAUAUGAAA